AUGCCAGCGGGUUCUCUCACUCACACCUUGUACAAGGACUUCCAGGAUCUCGACUGGGAAAAGCAAGUCGCUAACGACGUGGAGGUCGCACCUGACGAGUGGCAGUGGGUCCAAAACUCUUCAACCGAGGGGUACUUCUACAACCCUGUUACGGGAGAAGCACGCUGGGACGACCCGGCAGCUUUUGAAGAGGCCAAUAGCCAUGCGUUGGUCGAACGCGGGUACAACGAUGCCUUAGCGACGGAAGGGGUUUCCAUCCGGGAAACUCUGACGGAAUACGACGGCCGAGGAAGUUACACCUUCACCGCAGACGACGGUACCGUGUGGAGCUACGAUGAAGCCCUCGGAGACUACGUUCAACAUCACGAUGACCAGGAAAGUUCGUGGGAACCACCUCCAGAAUGGCAGGAGAACCCGGUUGCUGAGGAUUACCAUUCCUCGACGUAUCAGAACGGCGUGCCCAACAACGACGGGGGUGUCGAGGAGUUGCAACAGCCGGCAAGGUCUGCUAUCACCGGCGACGAGAGCAACGAGGAGGGUGGAACUCUGCACUAUGCGCCGCCGCAGGAGACGGCACUUGAACCAGUCCCAACCGGCGCCGCCGGCUCCGCGAGUAUCGCACAACCUGAAGGAAGAAAAGGAUACGAUGGAAACGACGGUGCCGCCUCUACCGGGAUACGAUCGGAGCCGAGCUCGCAACCACAGGAAAAUGAUACCCAUGGCGACAUGGCCAGCGCUGGGCCGAGAAGCAGCGGUGACAACAAUUCUCUCGAUCAAACGUCUGCCGACGUGUUCAGCCAGUGGUCCCUGGAGAAACUUCGGGGGGUUUCUAAGAUGCUCCCAGGGAAAUGGCCCGUGAGCGAUUUCUUGGUGGACCGCGCGACGGAGGACUACGAUAUGAUGCUAUCGCUGAACGCGUCUGAGAUCGAAGCCAUCAAGAACAAGGGCACGUCCCAAAUAAUCCGCUCGCUUGUCGGACCCGAGGAUGGGGAGGACGACGACGAAGAUGAAUUGUCUCUGUCCUGCGACUCCUGUGAGACGGCGGACGACCCACACCUAGAGGACCAGCUGUCCGCGUCGGCGACGGCCGACCAGGUUGAGUACCCAACCGCGCAAGGAUCCCUCGGAAAGCCCAGCGGAGGCAUUGGAACCGCGAGGGCAUUAUCGGUGACGUCAUUCCCGGGGUCUUCUCCAGGUGACGCGGGCGAUGGGGUUGUGACGAAUGCCGGGAAGAAGGAAGCCGCUGCUAGCGCCACGGGAAGCGAAAGCGCCGGCAAGAAUCGAGAGAUUUCCCCAACGACGCGGCAUGUUGAAGGCAAACGGCUCAGGCUCGGGCGGCGUGGGUCUUUGCUGGGGCUGGACCGAGCGAAAGUCGACAACGAGGGCGAGGGGCUCGAUGGCUGGAAGGUGGACGUUUCCGGUGCGGGCAUGGGAGGGCUGAAGAAAAAGAAAGCUAAAGGCGUAUGGAAGGUGGAACAGAUUCUAGCACGGGAGGCCCUUCGUCGAGAAAAAGAUCCUACCCCCGCCGAGGCGGCGCAGGAUGCCAUGGAGAGCAUUAUCACCGCGAUCGAGAGACGGGAGGAUAAAAAGCGGCGGCGUCAGGAGCACAACAUCCGCGCGUUGGAGCGGGCGCGGUGGCACCCUUCAACUUCGGGUUACCUGAUGCAGAGGCUCGCGGUUUCAGCAUCGACAACAGCCAUUGCCGCUGCGCGAGCGAACGAACUGGAGGAAGGACCUGAAGGGAAGAUGAUACUCACGGACGCGGAUUUUCUGGAUAUGAAUCUAACGCAGGGAAGGGGCCUCGCGACCCCGGUACACUUUAACCUGCCCACCAAACUUUUUCAGCCGCGCACGAAGGGGGCGAGGUUACCAGCCGCCCCGAGCCUUCCGACCCUACCUUCUCUUCGAGCGCUGGCCGGAGUUCGGUCGCUGGGCGAUCUCAAGCGCGAACUGACAGCGCUCGGAACAGCCACUCGCACCGCCACGGCCACACCAGCGAAUCAGGAGCAGGCGAUGACCACGGAAGGCGGUGGCACUGUUGGCGGAAAUGCCCUCUCGUCCAUGAAGACUCGGGCAUGGAAGAGAAAGGAGAAGGCCACCGUAGCCGAAUCAGCAGACACAGCCAGCAAGGCUAAGGGAAAAGCUUUGGCUGACGGAGGUACGCCGGUGCCCGCAACAGCAGUGGCAGUGCGCACGGAAAAUGACGAAACUUCGACAGCACUAGGACGGCAAGACAGCGUCGCGGCGCCGGCACCCGCCGACUCCCCUCCCACGAGAAACGCCGAGUCUCGUGCUGAGCACGAUGGGGCGACCGCGGCCACCGGGAAGAGAUCAAGGGACGACCACAACAAACCCAGCAACGACCGCGGCGACAGCGGCAGCAGCAGCACCAGCAACAUCGCCAAGGGCGCUUUCGCCUCAACAAAAGCACCGUCGGCAGCGACAACAGCUGUCAGACCGGCGAGUGUACCGAACGGCGGGGCCAAGGAUUCCAAGGGGCAAGCCGGGACGGGGAACGAGGAGGAGGAAUCUCGACAACAGUACAAAAAGGGCCCGCCAAGCCCUCGCGUGCUGACGGCCGUUGCGCCCCUCGACGAGCAAGUGCGGGGAUUUGGGGCCAAGCUAGCGCUCAAGAUCGAGACCGGAGAUCUUGACCCAAAGCGCGCGGGCGAUGCCGUGGCAGCGAUGGCGAAAAAGAGGUUGGCUGCGGCGGGGAAGGCCAUGGGCCUCCCAAACAAGGUCGCCACUACGACAAAGGUGCCUGAGAAGCCCGGCAGAGUCCUCAGGCCCCAGCCGCCCCCGCCAGACGUGUCUACCAUAACUAUUGAGUUAGCUUGCACGCCGCCUCCGUUCAAUCUUCUGACCACGGUCAAAGUAGAGGACCCGGCCACCGGCAAGAAGUGCGACCGCGAGGAGUUGACCUCGGUACUACGAGACGCCUGGGAGGGCAUGCUGGUGCGGGAUAUCGCCAUGGCGGGAGGAGUCGACCCUCAGCAGGUUAUAGUUGAGGAAGUCCGUCACCGGCGGGUAAGCACAGCUAACGCUUCAGCAGACGCAUCGCCUUUUCGGCCGGAUCGACGAGACGAGACUUUCCGCCGUUGUGCUGGAACAGAGCACGCGGCGGCGGGAAUGGCAACGACAACAAGAAGCCCUGCCCCCGCUCGGGCUGAGGGCCUUGUCGCGCCCUUUCCUACUUCAGGACAGCGGCAGGAGGAACCGCUUGGAAGCAAAACCGAACGACUGCUGGCACCGGAGAGUUGUUCUCUCCCACAGGCGGGUCUACGUGCAACCAUGACCAGGCGCUUGCGUCCUCCUGUCGCGAAGAAACGAAGACUGGGCAGGGGCUGGGCUGGCCGUGGCGGCAGCGGCGUUGGCGAUCACGGCAAAGAGCAAGCCAGCCUCCUCACUGAUCUUAACGGGGAACUCUCGCGCGCUUCGCCGCAACUUGGCGAAGUAGAUCGGCGCGCGUUCACGGCUCCGAGCUUGGGCUCCCCUUCCUUGGGGGUAGAUGAGGUGGUGGGGGCAUCGGGGACACCGCGAGAGCCGGUGGCGGGGUCGUCCGGGCCACAAAAGAUGCUGCUGCCGCGCAUUGCUAGCAGUAACGGGUUUUCGUCGGACGGCGCGUGGAAUUCCACGGGGCAGGGGACAGGGGACACGCCGUUUCGCAGGAGAGGCGCCGUUGUCAACGGCUCAGCCCCGUGGAAAGGGAUGAAUUUUGCAGAUAUGAACGUGGCGGAUGACCAUGCGGUUGGGAUCGGGGCCGGAAAUCGAGGCGAUUUCGGCAUCCUCGGUCGUAUCCAGCAAGGGGGCGGCCGCUUUGUCGGAAGCUUGGGGCACAUGCAGGAGAUGUUUGAGCCGGUUGACGAAGGACGAACUCAAGACCCUGAGUGAGCACCAAACGGUUUUGGGGUAAGGGGUCGGGGCUGGACAACAACGCGGUGGAACUGAUGGUCUUUCAAUCCACCCAACAGCCACAACAAAACACAGCAACAACAUUCUCGUGACCGUAGUGUGAAGGUUGGACCUGUUCACACGGUCGAAUGGGUCUCUAUAAGCAUGCUCGUGGAUCACCUCACGUUCAGCUGGUGUUGGUGUUGGUGUGAUAGUUCUUAGUGUUUUUGUGAUGAUAAGAGUGUUGAUCUUGUUGUUGUCGAUUUUGUUCAUGAUGAUGGUGUGUCAUGGUGGUGUCGGUGAUGUUUCGCAGGGUGCAGGUGGCGAUUCAGGAAGCCGCCAGGCUUCGGAGCAACACGACAUGGCAGGCAAAAGAUGAUCUGAUGAAGGGUAGGUGGUUGCUCGCCCGUCACGCGCUCCGCUCCUCGCAGCAGCAAAGAAUGGUUCACUCCGCGAAUGACGCAGUAUAGUGUUGGCACAUCUGCCCGAUCUUUCGAACCUUUUCGGUGGACGGGCGGAUAGUUCUACAUUCCUCUCUGGACACUUUGGAAAGGACGAAACAAAUCAAAGUCUCAUGGUAAUGUUUAGUGAAGAAUUACGUAAUAAUAUUUACUUUCGAACGUGAGACUUAGAAACAUCGGGGUACCAACAUCGAAAACGGUUCGGGCUUCGGACCCCCAAACGCCCGCCCCCCCCGCCUCUCUGUGGUAAAUCAAGCCGAUCACUUCGUGAGCUCAGCAAGCAGGUUACCGAUUUUUUUUUGCCUCUGUAUUUUGUAUUUGCGGUAACGAUAUUUGUAGUCGAGUAGACUAUGUUGUGCGGGGUCGAGAACCCUCACUCCGCGCAAGGGGGGGUUUCCCCCGCCGCCCCUCCCGGUGUUUACCAUCGGGGUUGGGUUUUCGUCGCUUGGCAACGACGUUGUAAAACAAGCCGCCCCCCCCCGGUGUUUGCCAUCGGGGUUGUGUUUUCGUCGCUUGGCAACGACGUUGUAAAACAAGCCGCCCCCCCCGGUGUUUGCCAUCGGGAUUGGGUUUUCGUCGCUUGGCAACGACGUUGUAAAACAAGCCAAUUCACUUCGUGAACUCGGCAACCAGGUUACCGUUUUUUUUUUUUUCCUCCGUUUAUUUUUUUUGGGCGGUAACCAUAAUGAUGGUUGAGUAGAUCAUGUUGUGCGGGGUGAACCCUCACUCCGCGCAAGGGGGAUGAUCGCACCACGUUGUGUUGAAAUGGUCAAGCACCCUCGAGGCAGUUACACAGUGCUUACAACUGUCUCUGGAAGUGAAAGCACCAGAAAAUAAAUUAAUUCAUACGCAGCUGUCAUCCGUACGCAAGGAAGUAAGCACAAGAUGCCGAACACCCUUAGCAGGAUGCAGCGCACCCUUCAUGCGACUCGCCGAAUAUCUCACGGCGCUUCGCGCUUGGUGAUGUGAGAGCCUGGUCCGGUGAGAACCCGGCGUGCUCCGUCCCGGCUUUGUAGGGAUGCGAGGUCAAUGGUCUAACGACUACGGCAUGCACGACCAUGAGUACACCCCCCCUCGCCCCCCAUCUAAACUUGAGUGGGUUGGCGCUGUGGCAAAGCGCUGUAAAACACGCCACCCCAAAUAUAGCCCCCCAUAGUAUGCGCUACCAAAACGCGUGACGCAUGGAUGCGUGGAGUGAGGAUUGCUUACGGAAACCUCACAGGUUGAGUGAUGUAGGAGAUUGCCGGACACAUAGACGUGUUGAGUGAUUAUAGCUGUGUACUGAAACCCCACGGGUUGAGCGAGGUUUGAGAUUGCCAGGACAUAGACGGGUUGCGUGGGGAUAGCUGCUGGAACCCCACGGGUUGAGUGAUGUUGGAGUGCCGGACACAUAGACGCGUUGAAUGAGGAUAGACACAUAUUGAACCUCACAGGUUGUUUGUAUUGGAGAUUGCGAGACACCUAGACGUGUUGAGUGAGGAUAGCUGCAUACUGAAACCUCACAGAUGCAUUGUUUGCCAGGCACAUAGUCGCGCUGCGUGGGGAUGGCUACAUACUGA
This is a messenger RNA of Ectocarpus sp. CCAP 1310/34, 5911 nucleotides long. Lineage: Eukaryota; Phaeophyceae; Ectocarpales; Ectocarpaceae. The record is from the annotation of a GenBank genome assembly.